Molecule: messenger RNA, 201 nt
Organism: Triticum turgidum subsp. durum (durum wheat)
Lineage: Eukaryota; Viridiplantae; Streptophyta; Magnoliopsida; Poales; Poaceae
Source: the annotation of a GenBank genome assembly
AUGGAGCUUGUGCAGCUUGUCGAGGCCUGUUUCCCGCCGGAUGCGCUCGCCCAUGGCGGCCUCGACCUCCUCGUCGCCUUCUCCUCCUUCCCAGACUCCAUGUCCCGUGACCCGGGACGUGGUCCCGCUGGGGAUUGCUGGACCGGGAUGGCCACCGUGAUGAACGGCGGGAGCGCCACGGCAGCGGACUGGCAGCGGUGA